Entelurus aequoreus (snake pipefish) is the source of this 1286-nucleotide messenger RNA. RefSeq names its product angiotensin II receptor, type 1b (gene agtr1b). Gene Ontology annotation, cellular component: membrane. Gene Ontology annotation, molecular function: angiotensin type II receptor activity. Lineage: Eukaryota; Metazoa; Chordata; Actinopteri; Syngnathiformes; Syngnathidae. The transcript has 2 exons. The record is from RefSeq and is a predicted model, not a curated record. The coding region runs from base 98 to 1189 and encodes 363 amino acids. Gene Ontology annotation, biological process: regulation of vasoconstriction; G protein-coupled receptor signaling pathway; immune response.
CAGAGCAGUGUGGUGGUUUCUCUCUGCAGCAUCUCCUUCUUUCAGGACCGGCGGAGGCCCUCGCUCCAGGCCCGCACUCGCAACCGCCAGAGGGACGAUGGCGAACGCCACGGCCGGAACGAGCAAAGGGAUCAACCUGACGUGCGGCAUGUCCGGCCACCACGACAUCAUCUUCACGCUGGUGCCCAUCGUCUACGGAUGCAACUUUGCCAUCGGCAUUGUGGGUAACAGCAUGGUGGUGGCCGUCAUCUACUGCUACAUGAAGCUGAAGACGGUGGCCAACAUCUUCGUGCUCAACCUGGCCGUGUCCGACCUCACCUUCCUCAUGACGCUGCCCAUGUGGGCCACCUUCACCGCCACCGGCUACCACUGGCCGUUCGGGGGCUUCCUGUGCAAGACCAGCGCCGGCUUGGUCAUCUUCAACCUCUACACCAGCACCUUCUUCCUGACGGCGCUCAGCAUGGACCGCUACCUGGCCAUCGUGCACCCGGUGAGGUCGCGGCGCUUCCGCACGGCGGCGUACGCCCGCAUCACCUGCGUGGUGGUCUGGCUCUUCGCCUUCGUGCUCAGCGUGCCCACGGCGUUGACGCGGGACGUGCUCGACAUCGCCAACUCCAACGCCACGGUGUGCGGCGUCCUGCACCCGGGCGCGGAGAACCGCGUGCGGCUGAAGGAGCUCCUGCUGGCCAUCAAUCUGAUGAAGAGCCUGCUGGGCUUCCUGGUGCCCUUCGUCAUCAUCAUCACCUGCUACUGCCUCAUCGGCCGGGCGCUGCUGGGCGCCAGGCACAUCCAGAAGAGCUCGCGCUCCCGCGACGACGAGGUUCUGCGCAUGCUGGCCGCCGCCGUGCUGGCCUUCUUCCUGUGCUGGAUGCCCCAUCAGGUGUUCCACCUCCUGCAGGUGCUGACUCAGCUCAUUCUGGUGGAGAACUGCGCCGUCCUGGAGAUCGUGGACACCGCCAUGCCCUUCACCAUCUGCCUGGCCUACUUCAACAGCUGCGUCAACCCCAUCGUCUACGGCUUCGUGGGACGCAACUUCCGCAAGAACCUGCUGCGACUGCUGCGCUGCUCGCCGGCCGGCGCCCCCGGUCCUCACCCCAGCAUCAGCUCCAAGAUGAGCGCCCUGUCCUUCAGAGCCUCCGAGGCGCUGAGCCUGACCGCCAAGAGCAAGGCCUCCGCCGACAGCAAGUAGCGGCGACGGGGAGUCCGGAGGAAGACAUUCGGCGGUUGCCGAGGCCAACGCCGAGCACCGAGCAUGCGAGCGCGCCGUCGUGAUGUCCUGCAUGACA